AUGUCUUUGAGACGACCACCUAAAGGAUGGACUGCGGACACGUCUGAGCCGGCGAACAAGCCCGAAAUGUUCAGACUGAUUCGAAAGGCCUCCAUGAUCAAUGCAGAGACCGGAGAACGGGUCCAUGCUGACGCUGUGAGGACGUCCUCGCCGCCCGCAUCACCCUCGGCGAGCCGAAGUAACGCCGGUUCUACAGAGUCGUUUUGGACAUCUUUUUCAGAGAUCUCGUCACUCAAUAUUUUAAAGUGUGCGCUUGCCUAUACAAUUGCCUCGUUGUUUGUCUAUACGCGGCUAUCUGCGUUUUUGGGCACUACCGCGUCUAAACACACCAUAGCUUCGGUGUGUGUGUAUUUCCACCCGUCCAGAACAGUCGGCGGUAUGCUCCAGGCAAUUGCUUUUGUAUUUGGGAUGCUGUGCUGGUCUUUGAUUGUUGUAUUCGUUGCAAUGGCAGCCUGCCAUGGCUUUUACGACCUCAACUGGGCCCACGAGGGAGCGACGUUUUUGCUGAUUCUGUUUUCCGGCUGGGCUUUUGGAAUGAUCGGAUACUUUAAGGUCAAAGUAAGUAUACCAACAUUUGAUACAGCUUGCUCUGUUGCUGUUAUUUUUCUGGUCUCUGUGCUGUUGAAAGAGGACGACGUCCAGCAUGGCAUAAUGUCUGUGGACCAGCUCUUCACUUACUUGAUCAUGGCACUGAUUGGGGUAGCCAUUGCUGCCUUGGUAUGUGUUUUGAUCGGUCAAGUAAGAGCAGAGACCCUAGUCAAACAAGAUUUGGCCCGGCUUGUCGAACUAUACUCGAUCGCUCUUGAAAUGAACCUGAAUCGGUUUCUGAUGGGACGGUCAACAGCGGGCGUCGACUACGACAAGUUGCUCAAAGAGAUCAACGUGAAACUCAAAAAGCUACGGAACAACCUUGUGCAUGCCAAGUAUGAGCUCUACUUGUUUAGGCGCCGACAAGAGUUCACCGUUUUGAGUGAAAUCGUCAGCGCACACGAGAGACUGAUGUUACAUUUGAGCGGUCUCAGUCACUGCACACACGUACAAGCUGACCUUCUCGUUGCCAAACCUUCACCUGGUGAUAAUUCGAGUUUCAUUGAUGGGCAAAAAGUCUCUCCGAGUAUUCUGUUUAAAAUCUUCAUUCAGCAUCUAGGGCCCCCCAUGAGCUCUUAUGUGGCAACAACGAGUGGAAUUCUUCGCCAGACACACAUUGAUGAAACACGGAUCAAUCCAAAAUACCGCAUGAAUCUACUAGCUGCUCAAGACCUGUAUGCUAGUGCCCGAUCACGAGCGCUGCGGACUGUUUACAAGCACCAAGCAUUUGCUUCAGAAGCUGUAACAUCUGGAGAUGACGAGGCCAUAGUGGCAACCUGCGGUUCGUUCAGUUAUCUGCUUGUUGAAUUCGCCGAGGAGCUUGAACAAAUGCUGGAACUUGUUUCUUACUAUGAAAGUCUGUAUGAUGAGACACCUCUUAAGCCACCAACAGUCCUGACUAGCCCGCCAACUGUUCAGACUUUCAACACUGUGGCUAACACACUAUUUCCUCCUAAGUCUGCUGAUACAACGUGGCGCUAUCGCUUUUGGAGGGUUUUGCGAAACUGCAACCGACCGGAUGUUCGGCACGGUAUCAAAGUGGGGAUUGGUGGAAUGCUUAUCGCUAUUCCUGGAUACGUUCCAGCCAUAAGACCUUACUUCAAAAGCGUAAGAGGUGAAUGGGCUGUUAUUACUUAUAUGCUUAUUAUGGCGCGAAAUCUUGGUGCCAUGACAACAAAUAUUCCGUAUCGAGUGAUUGGAACUUUUACGGGUGCUCUACUAGCCGUCACUUGCUGGCAAAUAUCCCAUGACAGUCUAUGGCUGAUAUCUGCUGGUUCUGUUAUAUCGGUGUUUUGUUUUCACAUUAUCCUUGGCCAGAAUAGACCGGCUUUUGGGCGGUUCAUUCUACUCACAUUCAACCUGGUGGCAUUAUUCAGUUAUUCUUUGCACAAAGAUAACUCCACAAACGACGAUGAAGAUGCUAUGGAUACAAUCACUGGAGUGGCUUUCCAGCGCGCAACUGCUGUCUUGGCGGCCAUCAUUUGGGCAGUUUUUGUUUCGGUGGCUAUUCUUCCAAACAGUGCCCGUCUCGCGUUGAGGCGGGGAUUCAGUGUCCAAUGGAUGCGGAUGGGGAUGAUCUGGAAAUCAGACCCUCUGGCCACGUUACCCCGUCGUGAAAAUGGCCAGGACACCUACUUCGUUCGAGGUGUAUCGGGCGAGCUAGAAUUGCAAAGCAUGAUGUUGGAGCUAGAAACCCUUCUUGAACUUGCCCCGAAUGAGUUUCGGCUUAGAGGAACUUUUGAUUGCCAUCCUUAUCGCGAUCUUUACAAAGCCACCCAAGAAAUUUUAGGUGCUUAUCAUCAUUUGGCAAUUAUUUCCAGUCAAGAGGUUGCAGCCACUUCCAAAGAGGUCGAGCUGGUAGCAUACACUCAAGCUGAACGGAGCGAUCUGUGCAAUACUUUAUUUCUGCAAUUUUAUGCAGCAGCAAGCUCAAUCAGACUUGGAUUCCCUGUUCCCGAAAAGCUUCCUGUUCCUCGUCAGACCAUUGAUGAGAUGUUCCGCAAGCUACAAGAACAUCGCCGUUCACUCAGUGAUGAGGCUCUAGACUCUGGAAGUGACGAGGAUUUUGUUCUAUUCUACUCUUACUUGAUGGUGACCGUCACGGUUAUUGAGCAGUUGGCUGCCGUCAACGACACUUUACGCACUCUCUACGGUGUUAUGGAUACUGAUAUUUUGUUUUCCUAA
Messenger RNA from Wickerhamiella sorbophila, 2772 nucleotides. RefSeq lists its product as uncharacterized. The record is from RefSeq and is a predicted model, not a curated record. The coding region runs from base 1 to 2772 and encodes 923 amino acids. The transcript has a single exon. NCBI's taxonomy places the organism in Eukaryota, Fungi, Ascomycota, Dipodascomycetes, Dipodascales, Trichomonascaceae.